This is a messenger RNA of Myotis davidii, 1119 nucleotides long. RefSeq names its product fructose-bisphosphatase 1 (gene FBP1). The transcript has 7 exons. The record is from RefSeq and is a predicted model, not a curated record. The coding region runs from base 64 to 1080 and encodes 338 amino acids. Gene Ontology annotation, biological process: gluconeogenesis; fructose 6-phosphate metabolic process; sucrose biosynthetic process. NCBI's taxonomy places the organism in Eukaryota, Metazoa, Chordata, Mammalia, Chiroptera, Vespertilionidae. Gene Ontology annotation, molecular function: fructose 1,6-bisphosphate 1-phosphatase activity. Gene Ontology annotation, cellular component: cytoplasm; cytosol.
CUCCCAGCGGCCCGCGCUGUCCUGCUCGUCCUCGCCACCCGGCACGCACAGCCCGGCCCCAGCAUGACGGACCAGGCGGCCUUCGACACGAAUAUCGUCACCCUGACCCGCUUCGUCAUGGAGGAGGGCAGGAAGGCCCGCGGCACCGGCGAGAUGACCCAGCUGCUCAACGCGCUCUGCACCGCGGUCAAAGCCAUCUCCACGGCCGUGCGCAAGGCGGGCAUCGCGCACCUCUAUGGAAUUGCUGGCUCUACCAACGUGACGGGUGACCAAGUGAAGAAGCUGGACGUCCUCUCCAAUGACAUGGUCAUUAACGUGUUGCGGGCAUCCUUUGCGACCUGCGUCCUGGUGUCGGAAGAAGAUAAACACGCCAUAAUUAUAGAACCUGACAAAAGGGGUAAAUAUGUGGUCUGUUUUGACCCCCUUGAUGGAUCCUCCAACAUCGAUUGCCUUGUGUCCAUUGGAACCAUUUUUGGCAUCUACAGAAAGAACACUACCGACGAGCCUUCUGAGAAGGACGCCCUGCAGCCGGGCCGGAACCUGGUGGCGGCUGGCUAUGCCCUCUAUGGCAGUGCCACCAUGCUGGUGCUGGCCAUGGCCUGUGGGGUCAACUGCUUCAUGCUGGACCCGGCCAUUGGAGAGUUCAUUUUGGUGGACAAGGAUGUGAAGAUCAAAAAGAAAGGGAACAUCUACAGCCUCAAUGAGGGCUACGCCAAGGACUUCGACCCUGCGGUCACCGAGUAUGUGCAGAGGAAGAAGUUCCCCCCGGAUAACUCAGCCCCCUACGGCUCCAGGUACGUGGGCUCCAUGGUGGCUGAUGUCCACCGCACCCUGGUCUACGGAGGGAUCUUUCUGUACCCGGCUAACAAGAAGAGCCCCAAAGGGAAGUUGAGACUACUGUACGAAUGUAACCCAAUGGCCUACGUCAUCGAGAAGGCGGGAGGAUUGGCUACCACUGGGAAGGAAGCUAUACUGGACAUCGUUCCCACUGACAUCCACCAGAGGGCGCCAGUCAUCUUGGGGUCCCCGGAAGACGUGACUGAGUUCUUGGAGAUAUAUAAGAAGCAUGCUGCCAAAUGAAGAGCUGACCUUGCCCGCCCCUCGCACCGCCCCCUCCCA